Entamoeba dispar SAW760 is the source of this 810-nucleotide messenger RNA. RefSeq names its product geranylgeranyl transferase type I beta subunit, putative. The record is from RefSeq and is a predicted model, not a curated record. The transcript is spliced from 2 exons. Gene Ontology annotation, molecular function: CAAX-protein geranylgeranyltransferase activity. NCBI's taxonomy places the organism in Eukaryota, Evosea, Mastigamoebida, Endamoebidae. Gene Ontology annotation, biological process: protein geranylgeranylation. Bases 1 to 810 code for a protein of 269 amino acids. Gene Ontology annotation, cellular component: CAAX-protein geranylgeranyltransferase complex.
AUGAAUUCACCUAAUUUGAGAAGUGAAGGAUUAACUCAAGAAUCAUUAAAAUUAACACAAAAUUUUAUAAUAAGAGGAUUAACACAACCACUUCCUGAUGCAUUUCAAAAUGUAGAAAUUGGAAGAAUUACAAUGAUUAUGUUUUAUUUAGGUGCAUAUAAAAUAUUAUUUCCAGAACAACCAAUUAAUAAAGUAAUAGAUACAGAAAAAACUAUUCAAUAUAUAUUAACAUCACUUAGUAUAAAAAGUGAAGAAAAAGAAGUGUUUCAAGGAUUUACAGGAUGUGAAAUGUAUGGAAUAUUUAAACAUGGACAUAUUAGUUAUACAUAUGCAGCACUUGCAUCUCUUUCACAAUUAGGAUAUGAUUUAAGAAGAAUUGAUAAAUCUAAAAUUGUAAAUUCAUAUCAUACAUUAUUUAGAAAAGAAUAUAAAGGAGUAUUUGCAACAAGUCUUGAAGAAGAAGGAGAAUAUGAUAUAAGAUUUAUAUAUUCAUUAUGUGCUACAUGUUAUUUAUUAAAUGAUUGGGGAAAUAUUAAUAAAGAAAUAUUAUUUGAAUUUAUUAUGAAUUGUAGAAGUUAUGAUUUUGCAUUUGGUCAAAUGCCAAAAAGAGAAAGUCAUGGAGGAUCAACAUAUUCAUUUACAGAAAAUUGUGUAUCAAAAAGAUUUGGAGGAAUUAGUAAAAAUCAAGAAGCAAUGCCAGAUCCAAUGCAUACAUUUUGUUCAUUAACAGGAUUAUCAUUAAUUGGAGCAUUACCAGUAAAAUAUACAAUUGAUUCAAGAAUAGGAAUUGAAAAACCAUCAUAUCUUUGA